Molecule: messenger RNA, 2028 nt
Organism: Trichoderma atroviride IMI 206040
Lineage: Eukaryota; Fungi; Ascomycota; Sordariomycetes; Hypocreales; Hypocreaceae
Biological process (GO): proteasome-mediated ubiquitin-dependent protein catabolic process
Cellular component (GO): proteasome regulatory particle, base subcomplex
Molecular function (GO): proteasome-activating activity
Source: RefSeq, a predicted model, not a curated record
CGAGUUACCUCUCCGUCACAUCAGCCAUUACGCCUCUUCUCCAACUGCGCUUCUUUCAUAUAGGCGUGCAUCUUGGAGGAGAACUGCGAAUCAUCAGAAGCCCUCAAAGAAUAGCUCUCCAGAGCUUGAUUCGUCAUAAUGGGUCAAGGACCAUCUGGUAUGGGAGGUGAAGGGGGAAGGAAUGAGAAAGACAAGAAGAAGGACAAGCCCAAGUACGAACCCCCGCCAAGGCCAACAACCCGAGUAGGCCGCAAGAAGAGAAAGGCUGGCGGUAGCAGCGCUGCUGCCAAGCUUCCAGCAGUGUACCCCACGAGCCGAUGCAAGCUUCGACUGCUUCGCAUGCAGAGAAUCCACGAUCACCUGCUCCUCGAAGAAGAAUACGUCGAGAACCAAGAGCGACUACGAAAGGCCAAGGCUGCCAAGGAAGGACAAACGGCCGGUCCCGAUGUCGAUGCUGACCGCCUAGCUGAUGAACGUGGCCGGGUGGACGACAUGAGAGGAAGCCCCAUGAGCGUCGGUACGCUGGAAGAGCUCAUUGACGACGACCAUGCCAUUGUGAGCAGCACGACUGGUCCUGAGUACUAUGUCAGCAUCAUGAGCUUCGUAGACAAAGACCUUCUCGAGCCCGGUGCCAGCGUCCUUUUGCACCAUAAAAGCGUGAGCAUUGUUGGAGUUCUGACCGAUGAUGCCGACCCCAUUGUCAGCGUGAUGAAACUCGACAAGGCGCCAACCGAAUCCUAUGCCGACAUUGGUGGUCUGGAGCAGCAGAUUCAAGAAGUUCGAGAGUCAGUGGAGUUACCUCUACUGCAUCCCGAGCUGUAUGAGGAGAUGGGCAUCAAACCCCCCAAGGGUGUCAUUCUAUAUGGCGCGCCGGGUACUGGAAAGACGCUGUUGGCCAAGGCUGUUGCCAACCAGACAUCUGCUACGUUCUUGCGUAUUGUCGGUAGUGAGCUGAUUCAGAAGUACCUGGGAGAUGGUCCCCGGUUGGUGCGACAAUUGUUCCAGGUUGCUGGGGAAAACGCACCUUCAAUCGUAUUUAUCGACGAAAUUGAUGCUAUUGGCACAAAGCGAUACGAUUCUACAUCUGGAGGAGAGCGUGAAGUUCAGCGAACAAUGCUGGAGCUUCUCAACCAGCUGGACGGUUUUGACGACCGUGGUGACGUCAAGGUUAUUAUGGCGACGAACAAGAUUGACACGCUGGACCCUGCCUUGAUCCGACCUGGUCGAAUCGACCGAAAGAUUCUGUUUGAGAAUCCCGAUCAGAACACGAAGCGCAAGAUCUUCACUCUACACACCUCCAAGAUGAACCUAAACGACGAUGUCGACCUGGACGAGUUUAUUUCACAAAAGGACGAUUUAUCCGGCGCUGACAUCAAGGCCAUCUGCUCAGAAGCUGGUAUGAUGGCCCUGCGUGAACGGCGCAUGCGCGUUCAAAUGGCGGAUUUCAGGUCUGCUCGAGAGCGGGUAUUGCGCACCAAGCAGGAGGGUGAGCCGGAGGGUCUAUAUCUGUAAUAAGCGGGACUGUAUCAGCGGUGUGAGUGGUAGCAGCGCUUUAUGGAGCGAGAGGUGCCUAUAGCGUGGAUCUUUUAUAGAAACAUGAUGUGGUUGAGGCUAUUGGCAACUUCUUUGAACUACGUGUUAAUGCAAUCAGAAACCAAAUCACAAAGCAACCACAAAAAUAGUAAUUAUGCCAUAUAGUGUGCCUGCCAACGACCAAACUACGCAAGGAUAUCAAUUAAUAUACAUCAUAAGCACGAUAAACUCAUAUUUUCCCGCCUACUACUCCAAACUCUUGACAUCGUCAAAUUGCUUGACUUGAACGUCUUUCCAUGCUCCAUCUGACGUGACGUCGGUUCCUGGCGAUGAUGUGCCGCUGCCAUCAGGAAAAACACCCGCCGGCGCAUGGUGGUACAACCAUCUAGCAACGACAAAGCUCCCUACCGACGAUCCCCAGCACAGCACCGCAAGGGCCGACGUGAUGAAUAGCGUAGGAAUCAAGAAUAGACUUGCAACGCCGGUCCAGAAGAG